Chaetomium globosum CBS 148.51 is the source of this 912-nucleotide messenger RNA. RefSeq lists its product as uncharacterized. Lineage: Eukaryota; Fungi; Ascomycota; Sordariomycetes; Sordariales; Chaetomiaceae. The record is from RefSeq and is a predicted model, not a curated record. The coding region runs from base 1 to 912 and encodes 303 amino acids. The transcript has 2 exons.
AUGUUCCGGUUGAAGGAUGGUCUCCACAUCUCAGUCUUUGCGGCCAAGCACGACACUGAGUCGGGGAAGCGAUUGAGUACGCAAGAGCUAUGCCACGUGCUCCGCCACGGAGACGACUCGCAACUGCCGACCCCCGGCCUCUUCUUCUACGCCCAAGGCAUACCGGUCGUGGUGACUCGCAACCAGUUUGUCGGGCUGAAGGUGGGCCACGGGGCGCCUUUCAAGGCCGUCGACAUCUUCCCCGACCUCGCCUGUGGCACCAUCGCCCUCGCCAACGACGUGACUUUCCACCUCGGGCCACCCGUGGCCGUCCUCCUCCAGUCGGACGAUAGUGCGGGCCUCGCCAUCCCCAGGCUCCCCAACGGCGCCAUCUUAGUCAAGAGCAAGAUGGUCGCCAUCCCGAGCCAAAUGCGGGGCAAGGAAGGCGGAUGGAGGGGCAAGCCGGGUUUUCGGUGGGUCACCCACAGAACGGGACCUCUUUGCACGCCGGCCUUCGCCAUGACGGAUCAGAAGAGCCAGGGAAAGCAGUUCUCAGACGUCCUCGUCAACCUGAAAGGCGUACGCGGCGGCGGCACAGCGACUCGGCCCAGUUUCAUGAGCUUGUACGUGCAGCUGUCGAGGGCGCAGAGCUGGGACGGGCUGCAUCUGUUUCGGAAGCCGGCGCGCAGUGACUUCAUCGAGCCGAAGAACGUGCUCGAUAAAGACAUGAGGGACGCCAUCCUCAAGCUGGAACGACAGGGCGAGGAGACCAGACGGCGGUUCGAGGAAGACCACAGGCACGAACCGUGGUUUCAGGAAUGGGACGCCAUGCCUGAAUCAGCGCAGGCUGCUGAAGCUGCUGACGAAGAUGCGGGACUGCGCGGCGGAGGCACGCAAAGGCACGAGCGAAGCAGCGAGUCACAGGGGCCCUGA